Protomyces lactucae-debilis is the source of this 870-nucleotide messenger RNA. Its product is annotated as Alpha/Beta hydrolase protein. NCBI's taxonomy places the organism in Eukaryota, Fungi, Ascomycota, Taphrinomycetes, Taphrinales, Protomycetaceae. The coding region runs from base 1 to 870 and encodes 289 amino acids. The transcript is spliced from 3 exons. The record is from RefSeq and is a predicted model, not a curated record. Gene Ontology annotation, biological process: formaldehyde catabolic process. Gene Ontology annotation, molecular function: S-formylglutathione hydrolase activity. Gene Ontology annotation, cellular component: cytosol.
AUGAGCUCAUUCAAGGUCAAUAGCACUAUCAAAGCGUUUGGCGGGUACAUCCACAAGCUGUCUCACAAGUCUGAAGCACUCGGUGGACUUGAAGCGAAUCUCAAUAUCUUCAUUCCAGCCAAAGAGCUGAAGAAAGAUCAGGCGCUGUGGCCAGUGCUCUACUACCUGGGCGGCUUGACCUGUACCGGCGACAAUGGCCUUGAAAAGGGCAACAUCCUCGGAGCAGCGGCUGAAAGUGCCAUCGCAUGCGUUUUCCCUGAUACGUCUCCACGGGGAGCUGGUAUUGACGGCGAAGAGGAGAGCUGGGACUUUGGUACUGGUGCUGGCUUCUACAUUGAUGCAACGACGCCUGGAUACAAAGACCAUUACCGCAUGGAGACGUAUAUCACGUCGGAACUGCCCAGGUUGCUCAACAAGGAGUUUUCGCUGGAUGCCAGCAAGACAUCCAUCUUCGGUCAUUCGAUGGGUGGUCAUGGUGCGUUAACGCUUUACCUCAAACAUCCUGAUCUCUACAAAUCCGUUUCUGCCUUUGCACCCAUUUGCAACCCAACACAGUGUGACUGGGGAAAGAAGGCCUUCAAGGGCUACUUUGGCGAGGACUCAAAAGCGAAUUGGGCAAAGCAUGAUGCAACUGAGCUGCUGAAGUCGUUUGAUGGUGAAAUACAUGGACUGGUGGACAGUGGCACGGGUGAUCAAUUCUACAAGCAAAAGCAAUUGCUGCCUGAGACCCUGCAAAAAGUUGCUCAAGAAAAGGGUCAGAAGGGCCUGGAGGUACGCUUGCAGGAUGGUUAUGACCACUCUUACCCAUCCAUCAUUGCGAGCUUCGCACCAGAGCAUGUCAAGUUCCACGCCAAAUUUCUCAACGCAUAG